Erinaceus europaeus (western European hedgehog) is the source of this 3671-nucleotide messenger RNA. It is a transcript of the gene TXNDC2, whose product is annotated as thioredoxin domain containing 2. Lineage: Eukaryota; Metazoa; Chordata; Mammalia; Eulipotyphla; Erinaceidae. The transcript is spliced from 3 exons. The coding region runs from base 303 to 3656 and encodes 1117 amino acids. The record is from RefSeq and is a predicted model, not a curated record.
CAGUCUUCAGCACCACCCCUGCUGGAGCAGAGUGAUAGUGUGGUCUUGAUCCUAAGAAAAUACAUCUUUGUUCAAAGUCACAGGAAAUAAUCAGGCCCUGGACAGAGCCUCUGCAACAGUAUGGCCAUCCGAACCAAGACUGUCUAGAAACCCUCAAGUGUUAUAGUGGGUACAUGUAGGAAGGAAAACCAACUGUAAGUAUCAACUGGAUAGACAGUGUUCCUCAGCGUGAGAUGUUAGGCUGGAAAAAGUUGGGAGACAUGGCUCCUUUUUCACUCUGAGCCUUCUCUGAUGGUGCAGAGAUGGACAAGGAACCCAGCAUGGAAAGUGACGAAGCAGAAACCACGGAAGAAGGGGAAGUAAAGACUGACAAACAAGAAGAAACAAAUCAAGGUGACACUAAUGAAAGCCCAUUAUUCCAGGUUCAGCCCAGCUAUGGAACACUCCUGGUCUCAGACCCAGCCCCCACCCAGGAAAAGACCUCUGUCCAUGAAGUCAGCGACUUACCACUCAUACCUGCACAGGAACAAGAAGUGCCAGGCACUGCCCUACCUGAGCAAGGUGAGGACAUCUCUAAAUCCUCAGUAAGCUCCAUGCAACCCAAGCAAGCCAACAGCACCGACUCCUCACCAAAAGCCAUCUCACCCAAACAGACUGACGCCCCUAGCUCAGCAGCCAAAUCCAUGCAGCCUAAGCGGACUGAUCCUCCGGACUCUCCAGCAAGAACCACCACACUCAAGCAGCCUAAUGUGGCCCAGCCCCCAGUAGAAGCCAUCUCGCCCAAACAGACUGACACUUCCAUAUUCUCAGCAGAAACCAUUCUCCCCCAGCUGAGUAACACUCUUGACUCCACAGUAAAAACCAUUUCCCCUACGCAAGGCAAUAUAUUCACAUCUUCAGAAGAAACCACUCCACCUGAGGAAGAUGACAUGCCCAUUUUCUCAGCAGAGACCAGUUUGCCCAAACAGGAUAACAUCGCCAAGCUCUCAACAAAAGGCAUCUCACCCAAGGCAAGAGAGUCCCUCAAAUCCUCCAAUGAAACUGUCUUACUCAUGCAGGGUUAUACUCCAACCCUCUCAGCAAAAAGCACCUCACCCAAGGCAAGAGAAUACCCAAAGUCCUCCAAUGAAACUGUCUUAUCCGUGCAGGGUUACACCCCAACCCUCUCAGAAAAAAGCAUCUCGCCCAAGGCAAGAGAGUCCCUGAAGUCCUCCAAUGAAACUGUCUACACCCCAACCCUCUCAGAAAAAAGCAUCUCACCCAAGGAAAGAGAGUCCCUGAAGUCCUCCAAUGAAACUGUCUUACCCAGGCAGGGUUACACCCCCACACACUCAGCAAAAACCAUCUCACCCAAGGCAAGAGAGUCCCCCAAGUCCUCCAAUGAAACUGUCUACACCCCAACCCUCUCAGCAAAAAGCAUCUCACCCAAGGCAAGAGAGUCCCCCAAAUCCUCCAAUGAUACUGUCUUACCUAUGCAGGGUUACACCCCAACCCUCUCAGCAAAAAGCAUCUCACCCAAGGCAAGAGAGUCCCCAAAGUCCUCCAAUGAAACUGUCUUACCCAGGCAGGGUUACACCCCAACCCUCUCAGAAAAAAGCAUCUCACCCAAGGCAAGAGAGUCCCCCAAAUCCUCCAAUGAAACUGUCUUACCUAUGCAGGGUUACACCCCAACUCUCUCAGCAAAAAGCAUCUCACCCAAGGAAAGAGAGUCCCCAAAGUCCUCCAAUGAAACUGUCUUACCCAGGCAGGAUUACACCCCAACCCUCUCAGCAAAAAGCAUCUCACCCAAGGAAAGAGAGUCCCCAAAGUCCUCCAAUGAAACUGUCUUACCCAGGCAGGGUUAUACCCCAACCCUCUCAGCAAAAAGCAUCUCACCCAAGGAAAGAGAGUCCCCAAAGUCCUCCAAUGAAACUGUCUACACCCCAACCCUCUCAGCAAAAACCAUCUCACCCAAGGCAAGAGAGUCCCCCAAAUCCUCCAAUGAAACUGUCUUACCUAUGCAGGGUUACACCCCAACUCUCUCAGAAAAAAGCAUCUCACCCAAGGCAAGAGAGUCCCCAAAGUCCUCCAAUGAAACUGUCUUACCCAGGCAGGACUACACCCUAACCCUCUCAGAAAAAAACAUCUCACCCAAGGCAAGAGAGUCCCCCAAGUCCUCCAAUGAAACUGUCUACACCCCAACCCUCUCAGCAAAAAGCAUCUCACCCAAGGCAAGAGAGUCCACAAAGUCCUUCAAUGAAACUGUCUUACCCAGGCAGGACUACACCCCAACCCUCUCAGCAAAAACCAUCUCACCCAAGGAAAGAGAGUCCACAAAGUCCUCCAAUGAAACAGUCUUACCCAGGCAGGAUUACACCCCAACCCUCUCAGCAAAAACCAUCUCACCCAAGGCAAGAGAGCCCCCCAAAUCCUCCAAUGAAAGUGUCUUACCCAGGCAGGAUUACACUCCAACCCUCUCAGAAAAAAGCAUAUCACUCAAGGAAAGAGAGUCCACAAAGUCCUCCAAUGAAACUGUCUACACCCCAACCCUCUCAACAAAAAGCAUCUCACCCAAGGAAAGAGAGUCCUCCAAGUCCUCCAAUGAAACUGUCUUACCCAGGCAGGGUUACACCCCAACCCUCUCAGAAAAAAGCAUCUCACCCAAGGCAAGAGAGUCCCCCAAGUCCUCCAAUGAAACUGUCUUACCUAUGCAGGACUACACCCCAACUCUCUCAGCAAAAAGCAUCUCACCCAAGGCAAGAGAGUCCCCAAAGUCCUCUAAUGAAAGUGUCUUACCCAGGCAGGGUUACACCCCCACACACUCAGCAAAAGCCAUCUCACCCAAGGCAAGAGAGUCCCCCAAGUCCUCCAGUGAAACUGUCUACACCCCAACGCUCUCAGCAAAAAGCAUCUCACCCAAAGCGAGAGAGUCCCCCAAAUCCUCCAAUGAAACUGUCUUACCCAGGCAGGGUUACACCCCAACCCUCUCAGAAAAAACCAUCUCACCCAAGGAAAGAGAGUCUACAAAGUCCUCCAAUGAAACUGUCUUACCCAGGCAGGAUCACACUCCAACCCUCUCAGAAAAAACCAUCUUACCCAAGGAAAGAGAGUCCCCAAAGUCCUCCAAUGAAACUGUCCUACCCAGGCAGGAUUACACCCCCACACACUCAGCAAAAACCAUCUCACCCAAGGCAAGCAACAUCUCCAAGUCCUCAGUUAAAUCCACCCUACCUGAGCAGAUUGAUGUUCCCAAGUCCUCAGAAGAAAUUGCCCAGCCCACCCAGCCCACCCAGCCCAUCCAGCCCGUGGAAGAGAUCAUUCAGCCAGAAGAAGAAAUAGCUAGCUUCCUGGAGGUUGAUAAGGUCAAGGUGAUUCUGAGCAAGGAGGAGUUUGAGCUGGCACUCACAGAGGCUGGGGAGAGGCUCGUGGCCGUGACCUUCACAGCCAGGUGGUGUGGGCCUUGCAGGUUCAUCAAGCCUUUCUUCCACUUCCUGUCUGUGAAGUAUGAGGAUGUGGUAUUCCUGGAAGUGGAUGCAGACGAUUGUGAGGAACUGGUGAGAGAGCUCGAGAUCAUUGGCUUUCCUACCUUUCAGUUUUAUAAAAAAGAAGAAAAGGUGGGCGAAUUCCGUGGUGCCUUUGUGGAGAAGGUUGAAUCAACCAUUGUAGAAUUAAAGUAACCAUAUAUUCUGAAA